UCUCGAGUACACCUCAUCAUUCUUCUUCGUGUGAGAGAGAUCUUUUUGGAAAACGAAAGCGGGAUUUAGCGUAUAGCAGCUUCCACCGUUUCGCCGAAUUUCAUCGAGCUUCAAGUGAACAUGAGUAAACCAAUGGAAGAGGAUACCAACCAGGGAAAGACUGAGGAGGAGGAGUUCAACACUGGACCACUCUCUGUUUUGAUGAUGAGUGUUAAGAAUAACACUCAGGUGUUGAUCAAUUGCCGUAACAACAGGAAACUCCUUGGCCGAGUUAGGGCUUUUGACAGGCACUGCAACAUGGUUCUUGAAAAUGUCAGAGAAAUGUGGACUGAGGUUCCGAAAACCGGAAAAGGAAAGAAGAAAGCUCUUCCUGUUAACAGAGAUCGAUUCAUCAGCAAGAUGUUCCUGCGUGGAGACUCAGUCAUUAUCGUCCUCAGGAACCCCAAGUGAAAGAAGCUCUUCUUAUGAUAAUUCUCGCUUCUUCUUGUCAAAUCCUAAUUGUUGCAUCAACAGUGAGAACAUGUUUUGAUUAUGAGCCUUAAAUCUACUAGUGUUGCCUUGUAUUUUUCACUUGUCUUCUAUCUUUGACUUGAAACGCAGCCAGUGAACUUUGUAAUAUCAAAAGAGAAGUUCUUUUUUCUUUUAAAACUGUAGUGAGGUCCAUGAAUAGUAGUAAGUAAAGGUACC
Molecule: messenger RNA, 687 nt
Organism: Arabidopsis thaliana (thale cress)
Lineage: Eukaryota; Viridiplantae; Streptophyta; Magnoliopsida; Brassicales; Brassicaceae
Product: Small nuclear ribonucleoprotein family protein
Exons: 5
Coding region: 121-450 (109 amino acids)
Biological process (GO): RNA splicing
Cellular component (GO): small nuclear ribonucleoprotein complex; nucleus
Molecular function (GO): RNA binding
Source: RefSeq, marked reviewed